Lutzomyia longipalpis is the source of this 1780-nucleotide messenger RNA. RefSeq names its product sphingosine-1-phosphate phosphatase 2-like. Gene Ontology annotation, biological process: sphingosine metabolic process; phospholipid dephosphorylation. Bases 110 to 1330 code for a protein of 406 amino acids. Lineage: Eukaryota; Metazoa; Arthropoda; Insecta; Diptera; Psychodidae. The transcript has 3 exons. Gene Ontology annotation, cellular component: endoplasmic reticulum membrane. Gene Ontology annotation, molecular function: sphingosine-1-phosphate phosphatase activity. The record is from RefSeq and is a predicted model, not a curated record.
GACAAUUGAAUGUGAGGAGAAAAAGUAAAGUAUUUAGUGAGGUUAGGGUUAAAAUUUAAUUAAUAAUAAAUAGUGCAUGGUGUUGUAAAUGUAAUUAGAAAACCGGGAUAUGUGGGAUAUUUAUGAAUACCUCAAGAGCCCCGAAUUGGUGGUUAAAGUCCAAGAGUUUUUUGGUAUUCAGUACAAAGAUAAGGAUGUCCCAGAAACUGCCACAAAUGGUCUCGUCAAAAAUCACUCCGGAAGACGGAAGCAUGAGAAAGUUCAGCACCCCGUGCCAGGGGAGAGCGACAAUGGCGAUGAAAGUAGUUCCGCCGAGGAAGAGCUGAGAUGCCGUAUUACCAAUAAAUUUUGGUAUUACCUCUUUGUUAUGGGAACAGAGCUGGGAGAUGAGAUCUUCUAUGCUUCCUUCAUCCCAUUCUGGUUUUGGAAUAUUGACGGUGCUGUUGGGCGGAGGAUGGUGAUGGUUUGGGCAUUAGUUAUGUAUAUUGGUCAGGGUCUCAAGGAUAUCAUUCGGUGCCCCCGUCCAGGGUAUCCUGUGCAGAAAUUGCAGAAAAAAUGGGCACUUGAAUAUGGAUUGCCCUCAACACACGCUAUGGUGUCCAUUGCAAUACCCUUCUCUGUGCUCAUCUACACCCUGGAUAGGUAUCAAUACUCAGCCACAGUGGGCAUCGUGAUCUCCAUCAUCUGGAGCACUGUCAUCUGCUUCAGUCGUAUCUACCUUGGAAUGCACAGUGUGUUGGACAUCGUAGCUGGGUUGGUGCUGACUGGACUUUUAAUGCUACCCCUCAUUCCAUUCGUUGACUGGAUAGACAUUCACAUUCUUUCGCACAAAUUCUCCCCAGCGCUGGUGAUUGUGAUCUCAAUUCUCCUCAUCACGGUGUACCCAAGCGCCGAUCGAUGGACGCCAACACGCGGUGACACCACACUCUGCCUAGCCGUGUGCGUUGGCAUCCAAAUUGGUGCCUGGAUAAAUUUCCAAGCGGGCGAUAUGAAGGUUCCCACAACGGAGCCCCCAUAUCCCGUAAUUUGGCCCUCACAUCGCCUCCUUGGGCAAAUUCUCUUGCGCACCGUGCUGGGAUUGUGCGCCAUCGUUGCCACACGUGCCAUUGCCAAAUCCGUGUCAUAUGCCUUCAUUUGCGCCAUUCUCGGGAAGUCACGCGAUCAGGUGCGCCAAUCCCCUGAUACCCUUGAGAAUCGCACCAAAAUCCUCGUGGAUCUCUUCUACAAGUACUUCACGUACUUCUGGAUUGGCUUCAACACCCAGUACCUCCUGCCGAAUUUCUUCAAACUCCUCGGCAUUGGUCGCCCUGACUUCUACACAGAAAUUUAGGCCAAAAGGAAGGUGCAAGCUUACGCAUCAGCAUUCCACAAAAGAAUGAAUGAGUUUAAUCUCCAGCAAAUUAAAAUGCACAAAUUAAAUCUUCCAGGUGGAAAAAAAAGUCAAUACCAUUGCAGAUUUUCUGCUCUUUACAAUGAAAAAAAAAUAAAUCAAAACUUUAAUCUUUAUUCUCUAGUCAUUGAGGAUGGUGCAAAGAUAAUGGGAAAUUAUUUUUUUUUGUUUUUCAAAGAAAUCUCGCACCUUUUCACGCAUAAGAACAUCACAUGCAGAUUUUUUUGUCCUUAAGAUUUUUUUUUAAAUUAAUUUAAUUCUAUUACGUCCAUUCAACUGAAUAAAAAGAAUUAGCAGACAAACAACUUGUAGCUCUAAAAACUUUUUUUUCCAUUAAUAUUAAAAUCAUCACAAAAUGCCAAAUAAAAUCACAUUCUGCAAUGUACCGCA